Messenger RNA from Schistosoma bovis, 1278 nucleotides. NCBI's taxonomy places the organism in Eukaryota, Metazoa, Platyhelminthes, Trematoda, Strigeidida, Schistosomatidae. The record is from the annotation of a GenBank genome assembly.
AUGUCGGCAGUUUAUCGGGCGGUAAUUUCAGCCGUUGAUAAGAAGGUUCCUGCUCGAAUAAAACCUUUAUGGGAUCAUCCUGCGGGACCUAAAACCAUAUUUUUCUGGGCGCCUACUUUCAAAUGGCUUCUUGUUAUAGCUGGUUUAGCAGAUAUUAACCGACCAGUCCAGAACGUCAGUUUAUACCAAAGCACAGCGCUUGCAGCAACAGGUCUCAUAUGGUCUCGCUAUUCUAUGGUUAUUAUCCCAAAAAAUUACAACCUUCUCAGUGUAAACGCCUUUGUUGCUCUAACUGGAUUAUAUCAACUAGCAAGAAUCGCUCAACUAGCUGACAUUUGGGAAAAACAGUUUAGAAGACAUUUUACUAUACAUUCUUGAUGCUGAAAACAAGUUUCAAGCUAAAAGUUUUAAUUGACCCUAUGAAAGGCACUUGACCUUUUUAAAUGGUCAGUUCUCGAUCAGAUCUAAACCGUAUCUUUUGUGAAUGGGGACUUUAAAUUCUUGACACUUGUACUCAGUCUUUUCAGGAGUGAAAACCAAUGUCCCGUCCAAAUUAUUCAUUGGAUUUACCAAAAUUUAUCUCGGAUCUGAUUCUGCCCUUACGAUACGUUGAAGUCUGUUCUGCCGAGAACUGGCCGUCUUCGACAAACUGACUACUAACUGCAUUGAAUCCAAUAUCCUGAUGAUAAUGGCAUUGCUUUUUUAAUUCAAUUAAUCUUUUCAAGAGGUAAUCUAUCUUGGUAUUCCGAUUUUGCUCUUCUCUCUUUAGGAGCUGCAUUGAUUGCUAGUUAAUAAAUCUUCUUGCCCACGGACAUAAUUUAACUGUAUUCUGAGAUCCGGAAUAUUUUUCUUUGUUACGUGUUCCUUAAUUAAAUUUAAAAGUUGAAUGUCUGUUAAGUGGGAGACCUAACAUUUCUGAACACCACUGUUGUCAGAGCUUUUUGUAUCCCACGUUAUUGAACUUCUUAUACAGCACACUCGUAAAUUUCAUUUAAACGUCGUCGUAUCAACCUAUGCACUUGUCACGCUGUAACAUUGGUUCAUGGAAAGCAUUAGCUCGGGUAUUGAUGAGCUCGCAUUUUAUUACAUAGUAAUCUACGUUUAUCGUAAAAUUUGCGGUUAGCGUAAGUAGGCCGACGUAUCUCAAUGGGUUGUAAAGAGUCUGUAUAAACCCAGCGCUUAUAAGUGGGAAGCUUCGUGAAGCUGCAGGCGACUAUAUUCGCCAUUUCCAUGGCGUCGUGUAAAUGUAGCCAGUGCUCAUCUAUACUUUUCGGUGGA